AUGGCUACUGAACAAUCAUCUUCAGAAUCUCCAUCUCGAAAACGCCCGCGUCGUUCAAAACAAGAUCCACAAUUUAUAUUCGAUAAUCCAAUCGUUGAUGAAUCAGAAACGGAUACAUCAUUAACUAAACGAAAUUCAACAAAAAAUAAAACAAAACCAUUACGUUCUGUUGAUUCUCCUGAUGCAAGUGCUGAUUUAUAUGAACCAGGUGAUAUUGUCUGGUGUAAAUUAGGCGGUUUUCCAUGGUGGCCUGCAUUAAUUUAUCGUUGUACCACUGAAGGAGGAAUUCAUACAAAAACAUUAAAUUCAAAUAAUAAACCGAAACGAUUAUUUUUCGUGUAUUUCUAUGGUAAAUAUCUUGAAUAUUCAUGGAUAUCAACUCGUUGGCUAUUAACAUAUGCUGGAUUAAGUAAUUUUAUUCAACAUGCUGAAGCUGCUGUUCAACAAGCUGCAACUAAAUCGGAACAACAAGAAUUAGCAAAUAGAUUUCAAUUAAAAGUUUCAAUGAAAAAACGUGUACAAUGGGAUGAAGCAAUUGAAUUAGCUGAUCGAGCAUUAACAAUGACAAAAGAUGAAAGAAUUGAAGACUUCAGUGAUCUAUUAAAAGAUGCUUUAAAUCAAACAAAAAAUAGUGUACGUCGUCGAAAAACAUCUGUUGAGAAAAAUCAAAAUGAAGAAGAAGGAGAAGGAGGAGAAGAAAAUGGAGAAGAUAAACAAAAUGCAAGAGAUUCUUCAAUAUCUUCAAAUUCUUCUUUGAUACCUGAAGUAAAAACUGAAGAGACAAAUACAACUGAAAAACCUUCCGUAUCACAUCGAAAACCUGCAGCUUUUAAUCAAAAUGGUUCAACAACAUUAGAAGAAGAUGAUCAGACAGUAAAAAAGAAACGUGGACGAAAACCAAAAUCAGAAACAAAUACAUUAUCAAAUUCAGCAAUCUCAACAACAGAAGAUAAUCAACCAAUGAAAACUCGUACAAAAAUUUCGUCUACAAAUAAAGAUCAUACUCCUUCAACAAAACAAGUACGUAAAAGUAGACGAUCAGAAAAAACAAAUGGAAAUGAAAUUGAAUAUGAUUAUAAACCAUCAGAUCGUUCUGAUCAACAAAUUUCAUCACCAAUCGUUCAUCUUCUUCAAGGAAAUUAUCCACCAUUAUCAAAUUUUGAACAAAAACAAAUUGUUGAAGGUCUUCUUCAUCAUCCAAAAGAGAGUAGUUUAACUUUUGAUGAAGCUCAAACAUAUGCAAUUAAUAAAGCUAUUGAAAUAAUUUAUGAAAAUCAUAAUUAUCGAAUGAAUAAUAUUUCACCUGAAUGGUUUUAUGAAUCUAUAUUAUUAAAAUAUCCAUCAGUUGUAUUUAAAUAUCGUUCAUGGUUUGAAAAUAUUAAAACUGAUACAAUACCAAAUGGAAAUGAUAUGAUAAAACUUAAACAAUGGCAAAUUGGACUUAUGCUUCAAGCACAAAUUAAAUCUGAACAACAACAACAACAACAACAACAAGAUUCAUCUAAUGGAAAUUAA
Adineta steineri is the source of this 1515-nucleotide messenger RNA. Lineage: Eukaryota; Metazoa; Rotifera; Eurotatoria; Adinetida; Adinetidae. The record is from the annotation of a GenBank genome assembly.